AUCCCCUCCUUCUCUCCCACUUGCACAGAAAUACAUCACGACCCAAUUUGUUUGCGUCCCAGAGGAGAGGAAACCCCUGCCAGCAACUGGACAGGUACUCUUAACGCUUCGCCUCGGGACUCACACCUCAUCAUCCUCACUCAAUGUCACCCUGCAGUCCUUCGCCUUCCGAGCCUUAGAACCACGGACCGUCAUCUAUUAUCACCUCGUUUCUCAUCUGCGACUCACCAACCAGCGCCCCACGUCACGUCUCUCCAGCCCAACAUGAGAAAGGGACUCCAGGCCAGCCAGGCUGCUCACACAGGGCAGUGGGACGAGCAGAGGCAUCACGAGCAGCGGCUGGGGAGGGCAGAGAAAAAGUUAGCAGCCUUCUGGUUGUCCUUGUCGCAGAGGACGUGGACGUUUUUCAGGCCCCGCGGCGGCAAACGCACUGGCUGCUUCCAGCGGAGCUCCUCGGCAGCUCGCCUACUGAAGAGCGAAGUGUGAGGACUGUGUGUGUGAGUGUUUGUGUCUGUCUGUCAGCGGCGGGUGUCAGAAGAGUCCUGGCAGACACCCCUAUCUGGAGGACCCAUAUCUGCGUGUGUAUGUGACCUCCACCCCAGAGGUCAAAGGCAGUCUAUGUCGUUCUUCAGCCUUCUCCACCAUUGGCAUUCUUUCUUUGUUGUGUUAUCUUAGCAACAUUGACUAAAGAUGGAAGGACAAGCUGUCAUUAUAAUGUCAUUCUCAUUCAGAAGGACAAACAAACUGUCAUUCUAAAGCCUCUGAAAUACGUCGAGCCCAGUGGAUUGGUUAAAGAGCGUUUGGCGAUUUGCUGCUGUCGACUGGAAGGAAUCUCCCCUCUUGUUGUCGUCAAAACCAGGCUUCCCUCCUCAGAAGAAACUUUCAUUCACUAAACUAUCAAAGAGGAGACCAUACCACAGAGAAGACAUUAGUGGUGGAGAUUAGUGUGAAAAGGGGCAACUGUCACUCCCUUAACCUCUACUGGUGACUUUCCAGAUGGGGUAACUGGGACCUGCGGAGACCAUGGUGGUCACCCAUUUAGAGCUAGAGCUGUGCUACCAGGGGAAGAAGCUGAGGGGCUUCACCUGUAAGCUGACCCGCUUCCCCCAUGGCUAUCUGCCCGAGAGUGCCUGGCUCAUCGCGGCUCAGAUCCUACUGCCCUACCUGGUGGCUGGCCUGGGCAUGGUGGCGGCAGGCAUGGUCAUGGACUUGGUUCAACAUUGGGAAGUGUUUAAGGAGAUCACAGAGGUGUUUAUCUUGGUGCCAGCCCUGGUGGGACUGAAAGGCAACCUGGAGAUGACACUGGCAUCCAGGCUGUCUACAGCAGCGAACACCGGGCAGCUGGAUGAUCCAAAGCAGCAGUGGAGGAUAGUGUGUAGCAACCUGGCUCUCAUUCAGGUUCAGGCCACAGUGGUGGGUUUCCUGGCUGCAGUAGCUGCAGUGGGGUUGGGCGCGAUGACCAGGGGUCGUGUAGACCUGCUGCAGGCUGCUGUUUUAUGUGCCAGCAGCGUCACCACAGCCUUUGUAGCUGCCCUGUCAUUGGGCCUGGUGAUGGUGGGAGUGAUCAUUGGCUCCAGGAAGGUGGGCAUCAACCCUGACAACGUGGCCACGCCCAUCGCUGCCAGCCUGGGUGACCUCAUCACCCUCUCUCUGCUGGCUGGGGUCAGCAGCUUCCUCUUCCGGUUUAAAGAGAUGUGGUACCUGCCUGCUCUGGUGUGUGGCUUUUUCCUGGUUCUCAUUCCGCUGUGGGUGGUCAUCGCCCGGCACUCUCCUCCAAUCAGAGAGGUGCUGAGGUCUGGGUGGCAGCCCGUCAUCAUGGCCAUGUCCAUCAGCAGUAUUGGGGGCCUGAUACUGGAUAAGACAGUGAGCGACCCGAACUUUGAGGGCAUGGCGGUGUUCACUCCCGUAAUCAACGGUGUGGGAGGUAACCUGGUAGCCAUCCAGGCCAGCCGCAUCUCCACCUACCUACACUACUGGAGUAUGCCAGGGACCCUGCCCUUCCAGAUGACACAACAAUGGCCUGGCCCCUGCCUGACCUUCUGCUCCUCAGGGGUCAACUCCAAGUCAGCGAGGGUUCUAGUCUUCCUGGUAGUUCCGGGUCACCUGCUUUUCCUCUACACCAUCCACUUACUGAAUGGCGGCCAUGGCGCCCUCACGCCUGCCUUUGUCUGCCUUUACCUGUGUGCGGCCCUGCUACAGGUCGUGAUUCUGCUGUACCUGGCUGACCUGAUGGUGCGCUGGAUGUGGCGGAGGGGGCUGGACCCGGAUAACUACACUAUCCCGUACCUAACAGCUCUGGGGGAUCUGUUAGGGACCAGCUUCCUGGCCCUGAGCUUCAGGGCCAUUCAAUCUAUACCAGCCCACCAUGUCUAGUGCGACUGAAGUUAAGAUUUAACAACGUGGCCUACACACUGUAGUUUCACAGGCCUCCGACAACCACCAAGCUUGACUUCACAUACGGUCUCUUGGCUCCACAGAAGCCCUGUUUAUGCCUGCCGUUAACAUGCGUCCUUCGUCCUGAUCUUGUCCGUCUACACUUAUAAGGUCUGAUCACAUUGCGUCUUUUAAAAGUCUACACAAUCAGAAUGUGGAAAAGAUCAGGGAAAUGGUGGCAUGUUAGAACCAGGUAUAAACAAGGCUUAAGAAAUUAAUGCUGCUAAGGGAGUACCUGUAUACUGUAGCUCGACAGUCUUUCAGCACCCAGUAACCACAUAGAAGCUACCUGUUGAGAUGUCCUCUGUAAACGCUUUAAUGGUAAAAUGGCAAAUGCACUGUACUAAAGCAAUAAUGUUGUCUGCGCUUGUUUGCUUGCUGACUGUCUAUACAUUUAUCCUCAUGCUCAAAAAUGGUUCACUUGUGAGUUUAGUCACAAUAAAUGUACUAAUGCACUCACGGGAUAUACACACUAUAAACCAAUAGAGGACAUGGGAUUAAUCCAUGUAUCACAAUUUCAAUGAUCGACCACUGCUAUUUUCAUUUGUGCCUUCCAACCAUUACUGUACAAACUACAGGAGUCAUGUGCAGUAUUUCUGUUUCUUAUUAUUAGUCAAGUAAUGACAUCGGCAAUGUUGCUUGAUCGGCAAUUAGUCUGCUGCAGUGAAUUGGUUUGAAAGUGAAUGUUUGUAUCAACGUCUCUAACACAUACUGUACCACUGUUGCCCACAUUUUGUUAUUAUUUUUUUGUGCCAAAAGUGUUAUGCUUAUCUCUUCAAAUAAAUGGGGCCUUUUAAGUCAAUUAAUAUAUACUUUUAAAAACAGGCUUAAACCAUCUUUGAUGCUCUGCAAUGACACAAACAAUAUAACUUUCACCAAAGAUUUCAACAGUUAGAAUCAUGUUUUCAAUUGUACAGGACACAUGUUGACUUAGUAUGUAUGCUACUGUGUUAACAAUAGUCAGAUUGUACCUAGUGAGCAAGUUAU
Molecule: messenger RNA, 3420 nt
Organism: Salmo salar (Atlantic salmon)
Lineage: Eukaryota; Metazoa; Chordata; Actinopteri; Salmoniformes; Salmonidae
Product: solute carrier family 41 member 3
Biological process (GO): monoatomic cation transport
Cellular component (GO): plasma membrane
Molecular function (GO): monoatomic cation transmembrane transporter activity
Source: RefSeq, a predicted model, not a curated record